This is a messenger RNA of Paramecium sonneborni, 416 nucleotides long. NCBI's taxonomy places the organism in Eukaryota, Ciliophora, Oligohymenophorea, Peniculida, Parameciidae. The record is from the annotation of a GenBank genome assembly.
CUUAUAUGAAUUUAGAUGAUCAAAUGGAAAGAUGUGAUUUGUAAUAUUGCAAAAGGAGAGAUUUUUUACCAUUUAAUUGUACACUUUGUAAUAAGAAAUUUUGCCUUGAACAUAAAGAUCUAAAAGAUCAUGAAUGUCCAUAUUAAUUUACAGAAAAAAAAGCUUUACAAUGCUCUAAAUGCAAAAAUGUUAUUCAAUAUUAAUCAAAUUAAUGUGAAAAUGAUAUUUUAAGAUAACAUGUAUGUGGAUAAAUAAAAAAAGAGGAAUAAAAAUGUAAUUAAUGUAAAGUAAAACUAAAUGAGCUGAAUAAAUUUUAAUGUAAAAAAUGUCAACGUGAAGUUUGUCUUAAACAUAGAAUGUAGGAGGAUCAUAAUUGUAUAAGAAUUAAUUAGACUGGAUGUUGUACUAUUAUGUGA